Molecule: messenger RNA, 996 nt
Organism: Camelina sativa (false flax)
Lineage: Eukaryota; Viridiplantae; Streptophyta; Magnoliopsida; Brassicales; Brassicaceae
Product: protein disulfide-isomerase SCO2
Source: RefSeq, a predicted model, not a curated record
CGGGGAAGUUGAUUUACUUACCCAAUUUCAUGGCCGCACCUGCAAAAAUCUUGUCGACUCAAUGUUCCGAUUAUACCCUUAUCGCUCUCUGCCUUCUCACAGACCUCUCGUUUACCUUCCUCGUCUUCCUUCUCGCUCCUUCCGUUGCCGCGCCACCGCAGAUAUCCCCCUUGGAGACGGAAUCCGAUUACCACGAGAACCGGAUUCAACCUCUGACACGGCGAGGUCUCGGGAUGUUUCCGUCUCCGCAGGUGGGAAUGGUGAAGGAGCUAAGUGGAGGAAGAGGAGGUUGCUCUGGUCGCAAAGUGGACAGAGUUAUUUGGUAGAUGACGGCGACGCGCUUCCUCUUCCUAUGACUUAUCCUGAUACAUCCCCUGUGUCGCCGGAUGUGAUUGACCGGAGGUUGCAAUGUGAUCCUGUAGUCGAGGAUUGCAAGGAAGUGGUUUAUGAAUGGACUGGCAAGUGUAGAAGUUGCCAAGGGUCUGGAACUGUCAGUUAUUACAAGAAAAGGGGUAAAGAGGUUAUAUGCAAAUGCAUACCCUGCCAAGGGAUUGGAUAUGUGCAGAAAAUAACAUCUAGGACGGACAUUGAUGUGAUGGAAGAUUUAGAUAAGGAAACAUCUUGACCUUGAAUGUGCUAAAGGAGUCCCAUUUAUGCAUGCAUGUGAGCUUGGAUUCGUUGUUGAAGUUUAUUCGUUGCACGUAAACAAAACACAACACAGAAGAGAGAUAGGCGCUCCUUUGGGAUAUUUGGCCCAAACAAGUAAAUUGGAGGUAUAGACAGAAACUACUGAUUCUUGCUCAGAUAAUGGCGUCUUCUUUCACCAAGACAGCCCAAAUAGGCAAUUACUGUUUUAUAUGUAUCAAAACUCGAGACGCCUUUGAACUGCACGAAUUUUUGUGUGUUUUAGGCUGUUUCAAUUUUUCUUUGUAUAUCCCAGAGAAAAGAUAGUGGUAACACGAUCCAUUUCAAUAAUCUUAAUGUGCUUUGCCUCUU